Molecule: messenger RNA, 862 nt
Organism: Dentiscutata erythropus
Lineage: Eukaryota; Fungi; Glomeromycota; Glomeromycetes; Diversisporales; Gigasporaceae
Source: the annotation of a GenBank genome assembly
AUGGAUACGUGUAAAUUAGAAAAAUUCUAUCAAAAAGAAGAUCAAGAUCAUGAUGUAAUAAUUUUUGUUGGUGAUCCUCCAAACGUUAUUUCAUUUUCUUUGCAUUCUGAAGUGUUAAAACGUAGAUCAAAGUAUUUUCAAGUUGCUUUGUCAAGCGAGUGGGUGAGAAAACAAGAUGGCGCUCCAACUGAUGGAAAAAGUUGUUUAAAUCGUACGGUUGCUGCUGAUGAAUUAAGUCUUACUCAAUUAUCAUUACACGAACAAAACUUCUUAAUAACUAAUCGUUCCGAAUGGAUACGUAACAAUUUUAUAUUAGUUUAUAAAAUAAUAAUAACCUUACCAACUUUAGAGUUAUUAUGCGACUUUUGUCUAAAAAUGCUUUGUCAAGAGCCUUCUCUACUUUUAAACUAUAAAACCAUUCAUUUGGUUGAUGAAAAAACUUUAUCUGUAUUAUUAAAAAUGGAUGCUCUUCAAAUGGAUGAAAUUUCAAUUUGGAAAACCGUUGUUCAAUGGGGAAUUACUAAAGUACCUUAUUUGUCUGAAUCAAAUAUUGAGGAUUGGACUCAAGACGAUUGGGAACUCUUAAAAUCUAAUGGUGAUAGAGAAAAGGCGAAAGUGGCUAGACCUAAACGAAUUAAAAAUAAAUGCUUUAACAAUAAAAGAGGAAGUUUUAUGAUGACCGCCAAGAACCAUUUUACAUCACCAGGUCCAUCUUUAAAAUUUUCAAGAUUUUGUGGUCCAUGUUUUGGAAAAAGCGAUUUACAAUUGCAAAAUCGUCUUUGCUAUUGUAAACAACGUGAUUAUGAUGACAACAUUACCGAACAAUCUGGGCUUUUCGAAAUUGAUGAUUAUGAAAUCUUUU